AAACUGGAACAAACCGAAAUGCAGUUAAAGGCAUCCGAAAUGGAUUUGGAAAGAGUCUCACAAAAACUAGAAACAAUCACCGAAAAAUCUGGUCUCCUGCAAAAUGAAAAAUGCAUCGAUAUGAAAGAAUCACACAUUCAGCAAAUAGAAAAGCAACUGCUACAAAUAACUAAACACAUCGAAGAGAAACAGAUUCAGCUUGAGGAGAAAAACACACAGCUGGAGAAUAUGAGCAAACAGAUGAGUGAGAAAGAGAAACUACUGGAAUGCACAAUCAAAGAGAUGGAAACCAGUAAACAACAGCUGGAGACACUGAGACAGGAGCACAUGAGACAAGAGGAGAUGUUGGAGAAGAAAGAGCAGUUGAGGAUUUCAGAGUUGAAUGAAAAAUCCAAAUGUCUUGAAGAAACAAAAUCUCUUCUAGAAGAAAGAGAUGGAAAGAUUAAAGAUCUGGAGAAAGAGAAAGAAAAGCUUGAUGAAGAACUUCAAGACAAAGAUAGACGUCUUAAGGACAUAAAUGCUAAACUGCUGCAAACCGUCAAAGAGGUUGAAAAGAAACAAAAUCAGCUUCAGGGGAAACACACACAACUGGAGAAUAUACACAAAAUGUUGAGUGAGAAAAUGAAACACCCAGAAAACAAAGUGAAAGAGCUGGAAGCCAGUAAAUGUCAAUCAAAAGAAAAGGAAACUGAAAGCACAAAUCUGGAGAAAUAACAGCUAAAAUGUUCGGAACAGAUUUUUAAAAAAAUAUUUUAAGGCAUCAAAACAUUGGGGUAGCUCCAUUUUAAGGACAUGCAUUUGGUGCAGAGUUUUUAAAAAUCUGCAUUUAAGAAUAAAAACAAAACAAGAAAAGCAUAAAAUUAUUUAAAACAAAAGAUUUCCCCCUUAAUUUUGAAAUCAAAUUUCACAAUAUCCCAAGAAAUAACAGAUAUAACAGAUGUCAGUAUAUGUUAGUAACGGCAAUGUUUCUGUGGUGGUGUCCUUUUAAGUUUUACUGUAUUUAAUUUGUGGGUUUUAUUGAUACUUUACUACUGUGCAUUUCCUCUACAAUCUCAGUAAAUGUGGUAUAUAAUAAUAAAAUGUGUGUUUCUUUUUA
Messenger RNA from Cyprinus carpio (common carp), 1096 nucleotides. Its product is annotated as putative leucine-rich repeat-containing protein DDB_G0290503. The record is from RefSeq and is a predicted model, not a curated record. Bases 19 to 714 code for a protein of 231 amino acids. Lineage: Eukaryota; Metazoa; Chordata; Actinopteri; Cypriniformes; Cyprinidae. The transcript has 2 exons.